Centrocercus urophasianus (Greater sage-grouse) is the source of this 3281-nucleotide messenger RNA. It is a transcript of the gene TP73, whose product is annotated as tumor protein p73. The coding region runs from base 63 to 2045 and encodes 660 amino acids. The record is from RefSeq and is a predicted model, not a curated record. Gene Ontology annotation, biological process: protein tetramerization; regulation of transcription by RNA polymerase II; apoptotic process. The transcript is spliced from 14 exons. Lineage: Eukaryota; Metazoa; Chordata; Aves; Galliformes; Phasianidae. Gene Ontology annotation, molecular function: DNA-binding transcription factor activity, RNA polymerase II-specific; RNA polymerase II cis-regulatory region sequence-specific DNA binding; protein binding. Gene Ontology annotation, cellular component: nucleus.
CACAGCACGGGGCGGCGCGGAGGUGCUCGCUCUGCUAAAAGAAAAGGCCCGGCUGCAUCUUGAUGCUACCGAUACCCAGGGCCAUGGAAAGCAGCAUGGAAGCAGGAGUGAUUUAUCCUUUGCCAGACUCCCCCUCUGUGAAGAUGUCCCAGUCCUCUCCUGCUGAUGAAAGUACAACAUUUGAACACCUCUGGAGUACACUGGCACCAGACAGCACCUACUUCGACCUCUCUCCAUCCGCUCAUACAGGCAACAAUGAGGUCUCCAACCGCACAGAGAUCACAAUGGAUGUCUUCCAGAUGAGAGGCAUGAAUGACUCUGUUAUGUCCCAGUUUAAUUUGCUGAACAACAGCAUGGAUCAGAGCAUCGGCAGCAGAGCAGCCUCCACCAGCCCUUACAGCUCCGAGCACACCUCCAAUGUCCCAACGCAUUCACCCUACUCGCAGCCCAGCUCUACCUUCGACGCCAUGUCCCCAGCUCCUGUCAUCCCCUCCAACACUGACUACCCAGGUCCCCACCACUUUGAGGUGACCUUCCAGCAAUCCAGCACAGCCAAGUCAGCCACCUGGACAUACUCCCCACUGCUGAAGAAGCUCUACUGUCAGAUUGCCAAGACAUGUCCCAUCCAGAUCAAGGUGACCAGCCCACCGCCACCGGGCACCAUCAUCCGGGCCAUGCCUGUCUACAAGAAGGCCGAGCACGUGACAGAAGUGGUGAAACGCUGCCCCAACCAUGAGCUGGGGCGUGACUUUAACGAUGGCCAGUCAGCCCCAGCCAGCCACCUCAUCAGGGUGGAAGGCAACAACCUGUCCCAGUACGUGGACGACCCUGUGACAGGACGGCAGAGUGUGAUGGUGCCCUACGAGCCCCCACAGGUGGGGACCGAGUUCACCACUAUCCUGUACAACUUCAUGUGCAACAGCAGCUGUGUGGGAGGAAUGAACAGGAGACCCAUCCUCAUUAUCAUCACGCUGGAGACGAGAGACGGCCAAGUCCUAGGAAGGCGAUCAUUUGAGGGACGGAUCUGUGCCUGUCCUGGCAGGGACCGGAAAGCUGAUGAAGACCAUUACCGAGAGCAACAAGCCCUGAAUGAGAACGCAGCUAAAAAUGGCAACGCCAACAAACGCACAUUCAAACAGAGCCCUCAGGCCAUCCCAGCACUGGGGCCAGGCGUUAAGAAACGGAGACACGGGGAGGAGGAGAUGUAUUAUGUGCCUGUUCGAGGCAGGGAGAACUUCGAGAUCCUGAUGAAGAUAAAGGAGAGCCUGGAGCUGGUGGAGCUGGUCCCACAGCAGCUGGUUGACUCCUACCGGCAGCAACAGCAGCAGCUCCUGCAGAGGCAAAAUCAGCUGCAGACACCUUCCUCCUACGGCCCUGUCCUCUCACCUAUGAAUAAAGUCCACGGAGGAGGAAUCAACAAGCUGCCCUCUGUCAACCAGCUGGUCGGGCAGCCAGCACAGCACAGCUCUGGCUCAGCAUCAAGCCUGGGGCCAAUGGGACCUGGAAUGCUGAACAGCCACCCCAUGCAACCCAAUGGGGAAAUGAACGGGGGCCACUCGUCCCAGUCCAUGGUCUCAGGAUCACACUGCACCCCUCCUCCGCCCUACAACCCCGAUCCCAGCCUAGUCAGUUUUUUAACAGGAUUGGGGUGUCCAAACUGCAUCGACUAUUUCACCUCACAAGGGUUACAGAAUAUUUACCACCUGCAGAACCUAUCCAUAGAGGAUCUCGGAGCACUGAAGAUCCCGGAGCAGUACCGGAUGAUCAUCUGGAGGGGCCUUCAAGAACUCAAGCAGAGCCACGACUACGGGGCCCAGCAGCUCAUCCGCUCCAGCAGCAACGCCUCCACCAUCUCCAUUGGCAGCUCGGGGGAGCUGCAGCGGCAGCGCGUGAUGGAGGCCGUGCACUUCCGCGUGCGCCACACCAUCACCAUCCCCAACCGCGGCGCGGCGGACGAGUGGGCAGACUUUGGCUUUGACCUCCCAGACUGCAAGUCCCGCAAACAGUCCAUCAAAGAAGAGUUCACGGAGGGAGAGAUCAACUGAGGUUCUCCAGGGCACGACGGUAGGAAACCGGACACAAAGGGAGUCCGAGGGACGGGCUGGGGAAACCAAACCCUGCGUGAAACAUGGGAGAAUAUUUCAGCCUUGAGCAGCUGGAGAAGCAUAAUUUUGCUGGACUGUCGGCUGCGUGAGGAAAUACGGCCCCCAUCCGUCUGCCAGGAACUUCCCAGAGAGGAAAUCCCAGUGGUUUGUCAGAGGGUCGAUGGAAGGACGGGGCGGUGAGAGCUCCUGGAAUGCAGUGCAGAUGCUGACUGCACGCGGCAGAGGAGUCACCUGGUUCUUCCUUCUGUUUCGUAUUGUGCUGGACGAGCCUGGCAUCAAACAGAUGCAGCAUACAGAUAGCACAUUUUCUGUUAGUGAGACCUACCUUCUUACCUCUGUUCUGUGUUCUCAGUGGUGGUGAAAACCAAAAAACGAUUCAGCCCUUAUCUGCUCCAUUCCUGUAGGAGUAUCUGCCAUUGACUGACACAAAGCAACUCUGCUUUCCCAAUGGACUGCCAGAAGAUGUGUCCCUUUCAGUUCCUUGUAGAGCAGAAGCUGAUCUCUUCGUCAGUUCCAGAUGUGUUCACGUACUUAAAUGUUUGUGUUUAUCAGCAAUGCGAUGUACAUACAGUAUACUCAUUGUGUUGCAAGGAGAAAAAAAGAUUUAUUUUCAUGUAAGCUAUAAAAAUUGAUACUGCUGAGACAAUAGCGUCAAGCAAUUACUUUUAUGUUCUAGCAUGCAGACGUGCAGAAAGUCGUGUUUCAAAACUUAUCUAUUCAAAAUCCAGAUGUUUUUCCCUCCUGUGAAUUAUGUCACACGAAUGCAGAGGGGGAAACGUGUGAAGGCUCCCGCGGAGUUGGAGCUCUGUGCGAUUCCUCCCUGCACCACAGGUGAGGAUUGGAGGCGGAUAACAGUGAGGUGGGGAUGAGUUUGAUCCCAUCUUGGAGAGAGGAGGUGGCCUCACGUGAGGUCCUUCCACCUUGGUUUGCUGCUUAUGGCCAUUUUUUGCAGGCCUGAUUUAUCUGUUGGUUCAGGCUGUCAAGCAGCUCAGCAGAAAGCCACGCUGCCAGCAAACGCAUUCCCAGCUCCACCUCCUUCUGGUGAGCAGAUACAUCCAGAGGUGCUCUAAAGCUUUUGAAACAUGUUUUCAACAGUAUUAACUGACACAGUCCAACCAUGUUACCAGUAGUACUUUUUGGAACGUUAUCUUUGGAAAAUGUGUUAUUUUUAUAGCU